CCUCAAACGCUUGCUGCUCUCUACCCCAGGCGUGAGCCGCUCCACAGAGGUGCUCCACACACACUCUCGACAUCUCUCUUGGACGGCGAGGACGCUUUUAGAAACUUGUGAGUGAGCGUGUGACAUUGAACCUGGAGGAUUCUGGACGCUGACAACUGGCUGGGAGGCUAUGGGAGCUGCUCAGAUGAAGCUAAGGCAAAGCUAAAGGACAGGUACUGAGCAGACAGGUGCAGCAAACACAGUGCACACCUGCUGAGGAUCUAUAAGGGUCACCCUCUGAUCUCCCAGCACUGAGACAGGGCGACAUGGCGGAAGAGGAGGGUGCCGCGAGGUCCCAUAGGAGGGCCUGGAGCUUCAGUUCCCUCCGUAUCAAAAGGAAACCGUCUGAUGGUGAUGGAGGUGGCUUUUCUGUUAGGAGAGGUCUGCGUUCUUUUUCCUCUGUUCGGGAUGGAGUGCGAAAGGGGAAUGAGGACUUGCCUUCAGGAACCUUCAAAGAAGAUGCUACCGACUAUUUAUCAGCUCAGCCCACAGAGAUAGCAGAAGGUGGAUUCACAGGGACUGAGGAUGAGGAGCCAGGCAGCAUGAUGAAAAAGAGGCUCAGCUCUGCCUGGUCCUCCUUCAGGGGGAAGCUCAGCAGAGAUAGGGUGAAGGAGGCAGAGCCUGCUCUAGCUGCUGACCUCGAUCUCAACGACAGCAAAGGCAAGGAGCCGCGCUACUCCAGUGCACAGUUUUUCUUUGAAUACCUGGUUGUAGUCAGCCUGAAGAAGAGCAAAGAGGGAGCAUAUGAGCCUCAGAUCACAUACCAGUUCCCUAAAAGAGAUGGUUUGGUGCGUUUCCAGAAAGAGGAGCAGGAGAAGACCUUUAAGGCCAUCACCCUCUUCUGCUUUCCCGAAGGCAUCAACUGGGCCCCCCUUACGGAGUACCGCAGUGAGACUUUCUCCUUUGUCUUGACUGAAGUCGAUGGCAGCCGUAGGAAUGGCUAUUGCAGGAGGCUAUUGCCACAUGGUAAUGGGGCGCGCCCUCCAGAAGCCUACUGCAUAAUCAGUUCGCUGGCCUGCUUCGGUCUCUUCUCUAAGAUCUUUGAUGAGGUAGAGAAACGGCGGCAGAUCUCCAAGGCAAUGGUGUACCCCUUCAUGCAAAGCCUGCGAGAGGCACCGUUUCCUGCCCCUGGCAACACUGUAAAGAUCAAGAGCUUCAUCCCUGAUGCUGGCACAGAGAUAAUCAGUCUGACACGGCCGUUGGAGUCAUGGCUGGAGCACGUUGAUUUCCGUACGCUGUUCCGUUGCCUCAGUGAUGAGGAAGUGGUGCAGGUGUUCGCUGCCACCGUGCUGGAGAGACGCAUCAUUUUUAUUGCAGAUGAGCUCAGUACCCUGUCUCAGGUCAUUCAUGCUGUCGCCGUACUACUGUCCCCGUUCACGUGGCAGCACACCCUAAUCCCCAUUGUCCCCGAGAUCCUCAUCGAUGUCGUCAUGGCACCAACCCCAUAUCUGCUGGGUGUGCAGAAACGAUUGCUAGAAUUUGUUACGGACCAAAGUGAUCUGCUGGUGGUUGACUUAUCAGAGGACAGACAGGAAACGUUCAUCGCAAAAAUUGGAGACGAGAAGACUAUUCUUCCACACAAGCUUCAAGAUGAAAUUCUGCAGGCACUAAAGACUAGACCAAAGGAAGCUACUGUGGAGGAGCUGAAUAGGGUGGUGCCCGCAGCCUUCUUCCCGUUCUUCAUCAAAACGGUCGGCCAUUUCUCUCAUCACAUCCUGCGCAAGCCUGGUGAGCCGGGGGUCUUCCAGCAGAGGAACUUUUGCAAAGCACUGGAAUCCAAGAGCACUCGCCACUUCGUCAAGAAGUUUGCCCAGUCACAGAUGUUUGACCUCUUCAUCCAGGAGGUGGAACAGCAGCCUGCUUCUCAGGAAGGGUUUUUCCAGAAGAAGGUUGUUGAAUAUCAUCAGAAGAUGAAGAAGGAGAAGACAAAGAAACACUAAAAGAGAGGGUGUUUAUUCUCUUAAUACUGUGGAAAGAAAUAAGAAUGUGACAUGGGAGGUUUUAUCAUUUCUAGGAAUGUACAUUUUAGGAGUAAAAUUAUUUGUAGGUUAUUUAAAUUGUUUGUUGUAGGAUAGUGUGACUGAGACUGGAUAUCGUAGAGUGACUGAGGUCUUCCUUGUGUAUGUUUUAUAAUGUGUAUGUGCUACUGUCUUGUUCUGUACUUUCUUAAUGUCUGGCUGGUCCUCAGCAUAGACAGGGUCUUGUGGACUGUAAACAUGUGUGCUCCUGGUGGUACCGGAAACUGAGCCAUUAUUGUCACCACAGAGUAUAAUAAUAAUAAUAAUAAUAAUAAUAAUAGGAGGGGUUUUUAAUGGUACUGUUGAUAAUGUUUUAUAAUAUUUUUUGCAAUAAAAAUGAACUAGUAAAAAUGCUAACUGCUGUUCCCUUACCAUUAGGUUAGUGUUGAUCUGCCAUCUUCUGGCCACAUGUGGUACAAUAAAGACCAUGAAAGAGA
Alosa alosa (allis shad) is the source of this 2494-nucleotide messenger RNA. Its product is annotated as DENN domain-containing protein 2D-like. The record is from RefSeq and is a predicted model, not a curated record. Gene Ontology annotation, cellular component: nucleoplasm; cytosol. Lineage: Eukaryota; Metazoa; Chordata; Actinopteri; Clupeiformes; Clupeidae.